AGUUCACAACAAACGGUAAAACAAUAAUCGAUAUCGAUAGAUAAUCAAUCUUUGACAAUAUGGAAAAUCCAUAAAAAGUGAGGCAUAUGCUCUAUGCGCGUUUGACCUCUGAGUUGGUCAUUUCCAAUUCUCGCAAGGUAUAAUGAUGGGAUACAACAAUUACAGUAUAUCAAGAGUUUUAUAUGGAUCUUUGACAAAACACAGUCGGACGCCAAAGCAGAAUAAUGCAACGAAAGUUUUAUUGAGUUUAAAGAGACAGAUAAGCAGUCAGUCUUUUUAUGAAAAAUAUUUUGGCAGUUUGAAUAAGUUGGAGAGAAUCAGGGACCUAUUUGAUAAAGAUGCAAAAUUAGAAAAUGUUGCAAAAGACCUUCUUCCAUAUUCGGAAGAUAGGUAUCGCGGCAUUCAUGUCGUUAUCAACAGAGAAAAGAAAUGCGAUCCUAAAUACCACAACCAUAUGUUGAAAAUACUUGACGAUUCGAUCGCAGAGUGGAAGUUGAAAGGCAAAACUGCAGUUUGGAUUCAUGUGCCGAUAGAAAAAAGUGCUAUUAUACCGUCUAUACUUUAUCAUGGAUUCAAAUUUCAUCAUGCAGAAGAUGAAUAUUCCUCUUUAUCUUUGUGGCUUCAUCAGGAUGUCGAAACAAGAAUACCAAUCGCGGCGUCGCAUCAGGUCGGUGUUGGAGGAUGCUGUAUCGAUGAUUCGGGACGUAUGUUAGUAAUACAAGAGAAAAGAAGGCCGGUGAAAGUUUGGAAAAUCCCGGGAGGUUUCUCUUAUCUUGGAGAAAAUUUUGAUAAUACGGCGAAAAGAGAAGUUUUUGAAGAAACGGGCAUUGAGACUGAAUACCAAUCAAUAAUCGGAUUUCGACAAAAGCAUAAUUUUCCGGGAGCAUUUGGCAAAUCAGAUUUAUAUGUAAUUUGUAGAUUGACGCCAAUUACGUUCAAGAUCAGACCCUGUCCAAGAGAGGUUCAAGAAUGCAAGUGGAUCGAUAUUGAAGAACUUAGUAACCGUGAUGACUUGACACCAUUAACUGCUGGAGUAGUAAAAGUAGCUCUUCACGGGUGGAAAAACGGAUUCAAAGAAAUUGAUAUUGUGACGUCACUAGUAAAAGAAACAGAUGAUUUGUUGUAUCAUCGUUUUGUUAAUAAUUUAUGAGAUGAAAAUCUGAUUAUAUAACUUUGAUGUAAAAAAGAAUGAAUAAAAGCGAUUGUAGAAUUAUAUAAAUGAACUAGAAGUUUGCAUGUGA
Styela clava is the source of this 1241-nucleotide messenger RNA. RefSeq names its product nucleoside diphosphate-linked moiety X motif 6-like. Gene Ontology annotation, molecular function: NAD binding; NADH pyrophosphatase activity; ADP-ribose diphosphatase activity. NCBI's taxonomy places the organism in Eukaryota, Metazoa, Chordata, Ascidiacea, Stolidobranchia, Styelidae. The record is from RefSeq and is a predicted model, not a curated record.